Molecule: messenger RNA, 4614 nt
Organism: Bombyx mandarina (wild silkworm)
Lineage: Eukaryota; Metazoa; Arthropoda; Insecta; Lepidoptera; Bombycidae
Gene: NOS1
Product: nitric oxide synthase 1
Source: RefSeq, a predicted model, not a curated record
UAAUGCCACUUACGACACGAACGCGUUACCUUGAUCUGAGGUGAUUAUAUUCGUCAUCCACUCGGUAGAAAUUCGUCGGCGAUGCCGCAGGCCGCGAGCUGCGCUGACGCAUUAUUGAUAUUUUUUUCUCACGUUGCUUAGAAUGCUCACCGCCCGUUAGUCGACACUCAGUCAGUCCUGCUCCGGAACUCUAUCGAUUUGCUGCGUGAAGGAUCCCGGUGGAUCCGCGAAAGAGAACCUCAGGAAGAUGGAUCAAGUUAACGGGCAUUUCGUUUCGGCUACGUGCCCUUUUAGUGGUGAAAGUGUUGAGUUGAAAGUUGACAGUAAUCAGAAACAAGUGAAGCCAAAUCUUCGUAUAAAAGUUCCUCAACCGAUAAGACUAAAGAACCAUGUAGCUCACGACGAGAACUUCGACACGCUUCACUCCCGGAUCAAUGAAGUCACUCAUUUUAACACAAAAUGCUCAGAAAAAGUUUGUCAGACAAGCAUUAUGGAUAUACCUGGUCGAGGUGAUACCCCGCGGACGGCGGAAGAAGUGUUCAAGGAUGCUCAGGCAUUCCUCACACAAUACUACGCUUCAAUCAAGCGAGAGAACUCAGAAGCCCACAAAGCGAGGUUAGACGAAGUGAAGAGGGAAUUGAAAGAAAAAGGAACGUAUCAACUUAAAACUUCGGAAUUGGUGUUCGGGGCCAAGUUGGCUUGGCGUAAUGCGACCAGGUGCAUCGGAAGAAUACAGUGGAAAAAGUUACAGAUAUUCGAUUGCAGAGAAGUGACCACAGCAAGCGGUAUGUUCGAAGCAUUGUGCAAUCACAUCAAAUACGCUACGAAUAAAGGAAAUAUUCGUUCAGCAAUAACGAUCUUCCCACAACGCACCGACGGUAAACAUGACUACAGAAUAUGGAAUCCGCAGCUUAUCAAUUAUGCAGGAUACCAGGAGCCAGAUGGAAGCAUUAUAGGAGAUCCAGCACGAGUUGAAUUUACAGAGAUUUGUAUGAAACUUGGAUGGAAAGCGCCGCGCACCCCAUGGGACAUUUUGCCGCUCGUACUCUCUGCUGACGGAAAAGAUCCUGAAUUCUUUGAACUACCCAAAGAAAUAGUUAUGGAAGUGCAAUUCGAACAUCCUGAAUAUGACUGGUUCAAAGACAUGGGUUGGAAAUGGUAUGCUUUGCCGGCUGUUUCCAACAUGAGGCUUGACUGCGGGGGCCUAGAGUUCACAGCUAAUUCCUUCAACGGCUGGUACAUGGGCACUGAGAUCGGAUGCAGGAACCUCUGCGAUGAGAGUCGACUGAAUAUUGUUGAGGCUGUAGCCAAGAAAAUGGGUCUAGACACAAACUCGUUCGUUUCUCUGUGGAAAGAUAAGGCAUUAGUUGAAGUUAAUAUAGCGGUACUGCACAGUUUCCAUAGAGAUAACGUGUCCAUUGUUGAUCAUCACUCCGCGUCCGAACAAUUCCAGAAGCAUUUAGAAAAUGAAAAUAAAAGCAGGGGCGGAUGUCCAGCUGAUUGGAUAUGGAUCGUUCCACCGAUGUCUUCAUCGUUAACCACAGUGUUCCACCAAGAAAUGGCCUUGUAUUACAUCAGACCGUCAUAUGAUUAUCAGGAGCCACCAUGGAAGACUCACCAAUGGACGAAGUCUGACGGCACUAAGACCGUCCACAGGAAGUUCCACUUCAAACAGAUCGCCAGGGCAGUUAAGUUCACUUCCAAACUGUUCGGACGGGCGCUCUCCAAGCGCAUCAAAGCGACUAUUCUCUACGCAACAGAGACGGGCAAAUCUGAACACUACGCCAAAGAAUUAGGAACUAUUUUCGGGCACGCUUUCAACGCGCAGGUACAUUGCAUGUCGGAAUAUGAUAUGUUUUCUAUAGAACAUGAGACUUUAGUUCUCAUAGUGGCUUCCACGUUCGGCAAUGGAGAACCUCCAGCUAACGGAGUCGAUUUUGCAGAGCAUCUAUUUCAAAUGCUUUACAAUGAGACAAACAAUAAUCGAGGAGAUGGUACAAAUGACUUAGGCUCUGGUACGUUCAAGACACCAACACCAAAAUCACUGAUGAGAUCAAACAGUAUGAUGACACCGAGCUUUGAAUAUAAGCGGCAAUUAACGAGAUUAGAGUCUAACAAAAGUAGCGUGGCCGGUGCAUCAUCUAUAGAACAAAUAGGACCUCUCAGCAACGUUUGUUUUGCUGUAUUUGGUCUGGGGUCGAGUGCGUACCCAAAAUUCUGUCAUUUCGGUAAAACAGUUGACAAAAUCCUUGGUGAUUUAGGCGGCGAAAGAAUAUUAGAACUGGCAUGUGGUGAUGAAUUGUACGGACAAGAACAACAGUUUCGCGCUUGGUCUUCGAAAAUAUUUCAGGUUGCCUGUGAAACGUUUUGCUUAGAUGAAAACGACAUGGUAAAAGAUGCAAAGAAAGCUUUGGGUGACGUACCGCUGACAGAAGAGACAGUACGUUUCGGAAAAUAUCAGGGAGAUACAACGCUAAAGGCAGCUCUGGAGGCCAGCUUCAGAAAACAGCUUAUUACUUGUAAAGUUAAAGAGAAUAAAAACCUAGGGGACUUCUCAGCGGAUCGGGCCACAGUAUUUGUUGAUAUGCAACCAGAAACUGAAUUCAAAUACGAUCCAGGAGAUCACGUCGGAGUUUUGGCUUGUAAUAGAAAAGAAAUAGUAGAUGCAGUACUAGAGAGGAUGAAAGAUGUUGACGACUAUGAUAAAACUGUUCAAUUACAAGUGAUGAAGGAGACGUUGACACCUACAGGUGCUAUAAAGACAUGGGAGCAACAUGAAAGAUUACCAGCGGUAACGAUACGACAGAUAUUUACGAGAUUUCUUGACAUCACGACACCACCGUCAACGACUGUACUGAAAUACUUAUCUAAAGCUUGCACUGACCAGAAUGAUGCUGCCCAACUUAAAGAAUUAGCCAUAGAUUCCAACAAAUACGUCGACUGGAGGCAUCUCCACUAUCCACACUUGGCCGAAGUACUAGCGCAGUUCCCUUCAUGUCGACCUCAAGCAUCUUUGCUAGCGGCCCUACUACCAUCGUUACAGCCGAGGUUCUACUCCAUAUCUUCAUCACCACUAGCGCAUCCUCAUAGAAUUCACAUCACAUGCGCUGUUGUUGUUUACAGGACACAGAACGGACAAGGCCCGAUGCAUUAUGGAGUAUGCUCUACAUACCUACAAAAUCUAAAACCGGAGGACGAAGCCCUAGUUUUCAUAAGACGUGCACCAAGCUUCCAUAUGCCUAAAGAUUUAUCAGCACCGCUUAUUCUUGUCGGCCCCGGCUCUGGUAUAGCGCCGUUCAGAGGAUUUUGGCAUCACAGAAAGCAUCAGAUCAAGAAUUUGAUACCGAACAAACAAAAACCAGGUCCUGUCUGGUUGUUCUUCGGUUGCCGAAACAGAGGAAUGGAUUUGUAUAAAGAAGAAAAAGAAAAAGCGUUAGCCGAUGGAGUAUUGAGCAAAGUUUUCUUGGCACUUUCUAGGGAAGACUCUGUUGAAAAGAAACACAUCCAAACGCUACUGGAGGACGAGGGUGCCGAAAUCUCACGGAUGCUUCUAGACGAAAACGGACAUUUCUACGUUUGUGGUGAUUGUAAAAUGGCUGAAGAAGUUCAACAGAAAUUAAAAGAAAUCAUGAAGAAACAUGCCAAAAUGACUGAGCAAGAAUAUGAAGAGUUCAUCUUGAACUUGAUGGAUGAAAACAGAUACCACGAAGAUAUCUUCGGGAUCACUCUGAGAACAGCAGAAGUUCAAAGUGCAUCAAGAGAAUUCGCUAAAAGGACAAGGCAGGAAUCACAGAAGUCACAAACUUAAAGUUUUUCUACAAUACAUUUUAGAUUAAAUUGAUUUUAAAUCUAAUUGCAAACGUUAGCUCAAAUUGAGCAGUAAAAAGUUUAUAUUUGUUUCUUAAGCAUAAUAAACUUGAUAAUGAUUUUGUGGUAGCAUAUGUAGCUUACAAUACUGAUCUAUAAUUGAAAUAUCAUCGCCUCAAAUGAAGACGAUCCAGCAAUUAUUACUUCUAUAAAGUUUAUAACGGGCCGCAUUGUUAAGGUACCCUAAUGGUUAUAGUUCACCGUCACAUCACUCUUACACCAUGUUCACGCUAAGCGACAACUCCAUGUGACACGUCGUCUAAGAUUCACGUUUCGCUGUCAUCCUAUUCACAGCGGAGGCGAUAUCGAAAUUGGCGCGACAACUUGUCAGAAGUAACAGCCGAAAAUAACAUAAAGAGGUUAUAUUUAAAAAAAAAUCUGAAAAUCUGCGAGCGCAAGUUUCUCAUAACUUAUGUUUCUUGAAAUAAGUAAAAUAAUAUCUGAGCAGAUCUCGAAUCAAAUCUAAAGAAUCCGUUGCAGAAAUAAUAAGUUAUUAUUUAUUUUAAAAUUAACCAUAAAAAUUUAUUUUACUCCUUUAAAUUGGUUAGCUUUUAUUGGUUCCUAAAAAUAAUAAUAUGGCACUCUUCUACGAGUAUUUUACAAUCACUACGAUUAUUAAUUAUUUAUAUUUGUACAAUCCUAUGAUUAUAUUAUCCAGUAUUAUUAAUUUUUAUAUUUUAAGUUAAAUGAAGCAUUUUCAGUGUUUGACAUAUUGUAAAUGGUCAUUAGAUCAUAAGUACACUAAAA